ACACAUCAGAUAGCUGCAAUAGCAAAACAUAUAAGGAAAUCACAGCUACUGAAUAAAUAUAUGGAAUAUAUAUAUAUAAAAAAAAGAAUCUGAUGGUAAGAUUAUGCAAAUGUUGUACCCAUUCAGUGUUAUCUACGUACCUGCUUGAUAUAAAUGUGCUCCAGCCGCGGCGGCGUCCGUGGUGAAGUGUUGUGUCAUCGCUGCCGGAAACUUUCGUGUUAAUCGCUACCGUUGUCAAUAAGGAAAACCCUGGCUGAAAAGUGUGCGAGCAUGACCCCCUCGAUGUCCACGGCGUUCCCGCUCGCGCCCUGGGAGUAGCUCUCGCCGCCUGCAGGGUCGUCGUCCCCGAGUGGGCGGAGCUGACGGUGGCCAUGGUGAAGGGCGCGUGCAUGGCCGUCAUCAUAGUGUGCGCCGUGCUGGGCAACCUCCUGGUGGUGGUGAGUGUGGUGCGUCACCACCGCCUCCGCAUCAUCACGAACUACUUUGUGGUGUCUCUGGCAGUGGCGGACAUCCUGGUCGCCCUGAUGGCCAUGCCCUUCAACGCCAGCGUGGAACUCACUGGCCGCUGGCUGUUCAGUUACCGCAUGUGCGAUUUGUGGAACUCGUUCGACGUGUACGCGUCCACGGUGUCCAUCCUCCACCUGUGCUGCAUCAGUAUUGACCGCUACUACGCCAUCGUGCGUCCUCUCGAGUACCCGAUGGUGAUGACGGAGGCCCGCGUGGCCAUCAUGCUGUGCCACGUGUGGCUGGCGCCGCUAGUCAUCUCCUUCCUGCCCAUCUUCAUGGGCUGGUACACCACGGCGCAGCACCUGGCCGAGCGCGCCGCCGACCCCUCCCUCUGCGUCUUCCAAGUCAACACCACCUACGCGGUCGUGUCCUCCUCCAUCUCCUUCUGGAUGCCGUGCAGCGUCAUGGUCUACAUGUACUACCGCAUCUACCUGGAGGCGGCGCGGCAGGAGCGGAUGCUGCACAGACACACGCGCCUCUCCACCGCGUCCCAGGCCUCGCACGCCGCCAUGGCUGUGUGCUGGGCAGCGGGGGGUCGGGGCGCCGCCUCAUGCUGCACCGGCCCUCCAGCGACACGCAGGAGGCCACGCCCACCAAGGAGAGGAACCUGAUCAAGCUGAAGCGUGAGCACAAGGCGGCCCGGACGCUGGGCAUCAUCAUGGGCGCCUUCAUCGUGUGCUGGCUGCCCUUCUUCACGUGGUACGUGAGCGUGACGCUGUGCGGCGAGGCGUGCCCCUGCCCCGAGAUCAUCGUGUCCAUCCUGUUCUGGAUCGGCUACUCCAACUCCAUGCUCAAUCCCGCCAUCUACGCCUACUUCAACCGCGACUUCCGGGAGGCCUUCCGGCGGACGCUGCAGUGCGUGUGCCGGUGCGGGCGGCCCGAGGACCCGUGGCGGGGCCAGCUGGGGCCGCCCUACGACUCCGACCUGUGUCUGCAGCACAACGGCCACUCCACCGUCAUCAAGGCCAAGACGCGGCGGUUCAGCAGCGAGUGCGGCGUGUAGGGGGCCCGGUCCUGCUGUGCACAGAAUAGAGUUUAUUUUGGUAGAUGUUUCCAGUGUAGGAUCCUCUAUGUGCCCCGAGCGGUAAUAAUGACAAAGUGUAUUAGAUCUCAUAAAUACAUAUGUAUUGACUUAC
Molecule: messenger RNA, 1643 nt
Organism: Penaeus monodon (black tiger shrimp)
Lineage: Eukaryota; Metazoa; Arthropoda; Malacostraca; Decapoda; Penaeidae
Product: octopamine receptor beta-2R-like
Biological process (GO): adenylate cyclase-activating adrenergic receptor signaling pathway
Cellular component (GO): membrane
Molecular function (GO): adrenergic receptor activity; octopamine receptor activity
Source: RefSeq, a predicted model, not a curated record